GGUGGAGAUGGGACUCCUGAGGGAGUGUUGAGGUGUCUCAGCAGCACUUUGUUGCAGAGCCUUUUGAAGAAACACACUCCUCCAACUCAUGUGCAUGUGUGUUUCCCACAACUUCUUCUUCUUCUUCUCCUUCUCCUUCUUCUUCUCUUUGAAUCCCCUCAUGGACUUUACGCCGAGCCACCAUGGGAGCACGCCGGCCGCCGCCGUCCUGUCAGAGGAUUCUUUAAGUUGGUGAAGCGUGACAGGAGUAGACGAGUAUUCCUGGAAGAGUGGCCUAACUGGACCUCGGGUCUGUGGAUGUCCAUAGAUGUACUGAAGAUGGCAACUUCAGGAGCAACUUUCCUCACUUUAGUCACAUUCCUGCUGCACGUGGCGAGAUGUCAAGGGACACUGGGGAAAGGAAAAGACAGCUCUCCGCUCAGGUUUACACACCACCUCUACAACGCCACCAUCAACGAGAACUCUGCCCCUCGGAUGUACAUCGAGACGCCAGUGAAGAUGGGCAUUGAAGUGACAGAUCCGCUCUGGGACAUCAAAUAUAAUGUCGUCUCUGGGGACGAUGACGCCUUUUUCCAAGCAGAGGCAGUCAAAGUCGGAGAUUUCUGCUUUCUCAGGAUCAAAACACGCAGCAGUACCUCGGCUCUCCUCAACCGGGAGGUCAGGGACACUUACACUCUCACUGUGGAGGCAACGGAAAGCACUUUUGACUUCCAGGCGAAGACAAAGGUGCUUGUCCAGGUGCUUGACACCAAUGACUUAAAGCCUCUUUUCUACCCCGCCUCGUACAAUGUGGCCGUCAGGGAGGACACUCCACUCAAGUCGAGUGUGGUGAAAGUUAGUGCCACAGACGCAGACAUCGGAAGCAACGCAGAGUUUUAUUACUCCUUCACCAGCAGAGCUCACCCUUUUGUCGUCGACCCAUUCUCUGGCACGGUCAGCCUCGCCAAGAAGCUCAACCACACCCGGACGGAGAGGUACGACCUCACCGUUUUAGCCGAGGACAGGACGAAAAAGAUAUCUGGUCUCCAGAAAUUUGGCAACGUUGCUCGAGUUACGGUGAAUGUACAAAAGAUGUCGACGGGCGUUCCGGUUAUCACGCCACCCCCAAAACCCACGGUAUCCACAGAUGGGAAAAUAGCUAUCGAUGUCCACGUGGAAGCAGGAGUUAAGCCUGUGGAAUCCCUUAAUAUUGUUGGAGGGGAUCCCCACAAGUGCUUUGAGAUAAUCCCCUUAGGUGUGCAGGGCAGUGACUUCCAAGUGAUCUCUACAAAGAGGAUUAUCUGGUCUCAAACUCCUUUUGGGCUGAAUCUCUCCCUUCAGGCUAAAGACAGGAGCUCCCCAAGUUUACUCUCUUCAGUUACACAGGUCCACAUACCAGCCUAUCAUUUCACCCCUUUGGCUUUCUUGGAGGACACCUACAUUGUCCCACUGAGCGAGUUUUCACCCCCUAAGACUCACGUAGUCAAGGUUUCUGUCAAUUCAGUUCCAUAUAAUGUUACUUUUAGUAUCAAAAACAACCCAGACAGUUCUAAGUUCAAGAUAAAUCCCAAAACUGGGAUUAUUAUUACUACAGACAAAUUUGACUUUGAGAGAAAGGCUCGAUAUGAAUUUGAUGUGGUGGCCAAUUAUGGUGAAGCGGAGACUCACGUCGUGGUGGAGAUAACGGACGAGAAUGACAACAGCCCACAGUUCAUGCAAACAUCCUAUCAGGCCACACUGGAUGAAAACGCCCCCGUCGGCAGCAGCAUUUUAAAAGUUACAGCUUCAGACAGAGACAAAGGCAAAAACGGCUUUGUGACGUAUUCCAUUGCAAAUUCAGGCCCUUUACCUUUUGUAAUGGAUCCCUUCACAGGUGUCAUCUCCACCUCCGAACACCUGGAUUAUGAGCUGAUGAAACGGCGAUAUCACCUGAGAGUUUGGGCGUCCGACACCGGCAGCCCCUUCAGUCACGUCAGCGAAUGCCUCGUGACGGUCACCCUGAACAACCUCAACGAUAACGGCCCUCUUUUUGAGAGGGUAGGCUGCAACGUCACAGUUCCUCUAGAUUUACCCAUGGGACACACAGUCGCUGAGCUGUCAGCCAUCGAUUUAGACGAGCUGCAGCAGCUGAGGUACGUCAUCGAGUCCGGGAAUGAGCUCCAAGUGUUUGCCAUUGACUCCGUUUCAGGAGCGAUUACUCUGAAACAACCGAUUCCGGCGCAAGAGGGUUCGUUCACUUUAAGAGUCAUAGCUACUGACGGCAAACACCGCUCCGAAGCCUCAGUUGUUAGGAUAACUGUCACAAAUAAAGGCGAAGACGCAACGUUACGUUGUCAUGAAACGGGAAUCUUCAAACAGCUGACCGAUAAACUGAUAGAGUCGAUCAAACCCGUUUUAAUCAAUCAAGAGGAAGAGACGUUCUCGGAUAUCCACAUCACCAACCGACACUCACCCAAGUUUGACCUGGGCAUUCCCGGUACAAUUGAUAUCACAGAGGACCACCCAUUAAAUUCCACCAUCGUUCAGUUCAAGGCAACGGACGGCGACUCUGGGUUCAAUGGUAAGCUUGUGUACGCCAUAUCAAGUGGCAACGAGGACGGCUGUUUCUCCAUAGACACUUUCUCUGGUGACCUUCAGAUAGUCUGCCCUCUGGACCGAGAGAGUAAGGAGUUCUACAUUUUGAACAUCACCGUUUACGAUUUGGGAAUCCUGCAAACAUCCGCGUGGAAAUUCGUCGCUGUCAAUGUCAUGGACGUCAAUGACAACCCUCCUGUUUUUGAUCAGCCCAGAUACGUGAUACGUGUGCCUGAAGACACAUUAGCGGAGUCUAUUAUCUUUAGAGCUCAUGCACGAGACUUGGACACCGACACGAAUGGUAAUGUCCAAUACUCCCUGCUCACGUCCACUGACAUGUUCAGAAUUGACGACCUGACCGGAGAAGUGACUUUGUCGGGCCGACUGGACCGUGAGAGCUCGUCCAGGCACGACCUCUGGAUCCAAGCGAAAGAUCAGGCCAAACUCGGCCCUCAGUUGUUCUCCGCGAUUGAUCUAGUGGUGGUUUUGGAGGAUGUAAAUGACAACCCGCCCAAAUUUGUCCCAAAGGUGUACAAGAUAAAAGUCGCAGAGGACGUUCCCGUUGGGACGCUGCUCGUCUGGGUGGAAAGCGUCGAUUUAGAUCUGGGCAGCGGCGGCCUCGUCACGUACAACCUCAAGAACACCGAGAGCGGGAUCUUCCAUCUUGACUCCUCCACGGGCGCCCUGACCCUCGAGAGAGAGCUGGACUUUGAGAGGCGGCCGUCCUACAACCUCACGGUCCGGGCUGUCGACCACGGCCUCCCACGCUCCCUCUCGUCAUCCUGUUUCGUGGAGAUCGAGGUUCUGGACAUCAACGAGAACGUCCACCGUCCCGUGUUCUCGGAGUUUGUGUAUGAAGCCGCUGUAAUGGAGGACGCAGCAAUUGGCACAUCUUUGGUGACGCUUACAGCUUCAGACAAGGAUCUGGGCCGAGAUGGAGUCGUCAGGUACCACAUCCAUGGUGGCUCUGGUCUUGGAGUGUUCACCAUUGAUGAGGAAUCAGGUGUGAUUCGUACAACCGAGAUGCUGGACCGCGAGACGGUGCCUCACUACUGGCUCUCGGUCUACGCCACCGAUCUGGGGACCGAGCCUCUGGUCUCCUGGACUCACGUCUUCCUGGAGGUGAUGGACGUUAACGAUAACGCUCCCGAACUCUCCCAGCCGGCGUACUUCACGUCCGUCCAGGAGAACGUGGACAAGGUGAAGUCCAUCGUCCAGGUUUCGGCCACAGAUGCGGACACGUCCUCUGAGGGGAAGCUUUCCUUCCAGAUGCUGGAAUCUCAUCGAACGUACUUCGAUGUCGACCCUGAAACAGGUGUUAUCAGCACUCUGUCAGCCCUGGACCGGGAGGAUAAACCAGAGCACAGCAUCGAGGUGAUCGUGUCAGAUAACGGCUCGCCGCCUUUACGCUCCACCGCCACCGUCGUGAUCCGAGUCCUGGACGACAACGACAACCGACCCAAGUUCACCGACAAGCUUUUCCACGUCAAGCUGCCCGAGCAGCGGCGCCACGGAGGCCGACAGGAAGUCUGCAGGAUGGUGGCGCGCGAUGACGACGAGGGCUCCAACGCCGUGGUGACCUACAAGCUCCAGGACGACGCGGACGGACGCUUUCAGGUCGACGCGCUGACCGGGGUGGUGACGUCCCAGGGCGACUUCUGGCCCGGGAACUACAGCAUCCUCACGAUAAAAGCGACGGACCAGGGCAUCCCGCCGCGCUCGUCCACCGCCCGCCUCGACGUGGAGUGGAUCGCCCGCCCACCGCCCUCCACUGAGCCAAUCACGUUCGAGGAGCCUCACUUCACCUUCGCCGUCAUGGAAACGGAGCCCGUCACUCACAUGGUGGGAAUCAUCAUGACGGAGACGCACGGGCUGAGGUGGUUCGACAUCGUAGGCGGCGACGAGGAAAAGGACUUCGACAUCCAGAGGAACACGGGGACCAUCUCCAUCGCCCGCCAGCUCGACGCGGCCCGGCGCUCCAACUACAACCUGACGGUGCAGGUCAACGACGGGCACCACAGCACCACCACGCAGGCCUACGUCCGUGUGCUGGACAUGAACGAGCAUCGGCCCGUCUUCCUGAAGCCGCUGUACGAGGUGAGGGUUCCUGAGGACACGUCCCCGUGGAAGGACAUCCUGCAGAUCAGCGCUCAGGACGCCGACGCCAACAGCAAGCUGGUGUACUCCAUCCACAGCAGCCUCCACCCGGACAGCACCAAGUUCUUCCACCUGGACCCGAAGAGCGGAGUCCUGGUGAUGACCGAGGAGCUGGACUACGAGAUGCUCUCCGUCCACACGCUCAUCAUCAUGGUGCGUGACCAGGAGAUACCGGUGAAGAGGAACUUUGCAAAGGUGGUGGUUCACGUCGAGGACUGUAACGACCACUCGCCGGCUUUCCUCAGCCCCCGCUACGAGGCCAGCGUCUCUAACCUGGCCCCCAAGGGCUCCGAGGUGGUCCAGGUCAAGGCCCUAGACAAAGACAUGGGAAGCAACGCAGACGUCAGCUACUCUCUUCACUCCGGCAACAUCGACAACGUCUUCUCCAUAGAUCCAGAGCUGGGCUCCAUCAGCAUUUCCAAACCUCUAGACCUGCAGCCUCAGGACCAGUUCCACCUGACAGUGAAGGCCACGGACCAGGGCUUCCCUCAGCGCAGCGACCUCUGCUCCGUCCACGUCCGCAUCCGAGUCUCGGACCGCACCCCGCCCACCUUCCCUUCGGACGAAUACUUGACAGAGAUCAGUGAACUGAGCACCGCCGGUACACCGGUGGUCACCGUGUUGGCCUCGAGUCCAGCUGCAGUGCAUUAUGGGAUAGAAAGUGGCAACCCAAAUGGGACGUUUUACAUCAACCCUUACACCGGGUUGAUUUCGACCCAGAAGCAUCUUGAUUUUGAGAACUGUGAGUCCUACCAGCUCAAGGUUACGGCCUCCACCAUGGCUGGAGCUUUGUCCAGGACCGUUGUCCACAUCUACGUGAUUGAUGAGAACGACAACGCUCCUGUUUUUCGGCAGAGGAAGUACUUGGGUCAAAUAAGCGAGUCUGCUCAUGUAAACAGCAUGGUGAUGGGGGACAGAAACACGCCGAUGGUCGUUCAGGCCUCAGACGCAGAUCGAGAUUCAAACUCUCUGCUGACGUAUCAGAUCAUCGAGCCUGAGGCGCUGAAAUUCUUCAAGAUAGACGCGAGCAUGGGCACCAUCUCUCUGAUUUCACCGGUGGACUUUGAAGCCAAGGCUGAGCAUCAUUUCACGGUGCAAGUGAAGGACUCUGGGGAGCCAUCACUGUACGCAGCAGAGCCUGCCAAGGUCACCGUUCGCGUCCUGGACCUGAAUGACUGCCCUCCACAAUUCACCAGCCCAGUGUACGAGCCAUCCAUCAUCUUCCCAGCUGUCAGAGAUACAGAGGUUGUACGAGUCACAGCCCAUGACGCCGACUCCGCAGUCUCAUACAGCAUCACUGAAGGAAAUCUUCACAAUGCCUUUACAAUUCACCCCAACACUGGAGUCAUCGUUGUGAGCAAUGUGACUGAAUUCAGCCCAUUUUACCAACUGGUUGUCAAAGCCUCCGAUGGCCUCUACAAAGACUCGGCCACUGUCAAGGUGAAUGUAACGAACCUGACAGCAACCGAUCUUGGAUUUGAGCAAAGCGUUUAUUCAGCUAGUGUGACCGAAAACCUGAAGACAGUCAAAACUUUGGCAGCGCUCAAGGUCACGGGAUGUUUUUUAAAUGAGCCUCUUAUAUAUUCCAUUGUAAACCCAACAGGGAGGUUUUCUAUUUCCCAGACGUCAGGUAUUCUCGAAACCACAGGCGUCCCUUUUGACCGAGAGGAGCAGGAUGUUUAUGAUGUAGUAAUAAAAGUACAAGACAGGAGGACACCUCCCAGAACGGCUACAACCCAGGUCAAGGUUUUCAUAGAUGAUGUCAAUGACAACACUCCACAGUUUCUAAACUUGCCCUUUUCAAUGAUGAUCUCUGAAGACUCGGAGCCAGGAGAUGUCUUGUAUCAAGCCACUGCCAUCGACAAAGAUCUAGGAGAGAAUGGGUCCAUCAUGUACUCGCUGGAGGAGGACUACGACCUCUUCAGGAUAGAUCCUGAUGUUGGUGACGUGUCCCUUCAGAGACCUCUCGAUUUUGAAGCCCUGAAUAAAUAUGUAUUGACGGUGUUUGCUAUAGAUGAAGGCGAGCCUAAUCACAUCACCACGGCUCAGCUCAGUAUCCAAGUGAGGAAUCGGACCAACCCGGUUUUCCAGACUCUGCUUUAUCCACUGAAAGUUCCUGAAAACGUUCCCCAGUUCACCACCAUCCUGCACGUCCAGGCCAGGAACCCAGAAGGGUAUCGACUCAUCUACAAUCUCCAAGAGGAAAAUGCCUCAAAGCAUUUUCACAUUGAUUUCAAGACCGGUGUGUUGACCGUCACCAACCCCCUCGACUACGAGAGUCAGACCAUGCACGUGCUGACGGUCCGGGCUACCGACUCCGUGACGGGAGCUUUCUCAGAGGCCACGAUUGAGAUCGAAGUGGAGGAUGUGAAUGAUAAUGCACCGGUUUUCUCAAAGCCUACGUACAGCGUGAACAUCGCUGAGGGGCUCCCGAUAAACACCUCCAUCGUUCAAGUUUCUGCAUCAGAUAAAGACUCUGGUAGAAAUAAAGACUUGACUUUCCAGAUCAUUAAAACAACAGAGGAGGAGGCAAAUUUCUUUGAGAUAAAUCCUCUGAGUGGUUUGAUUGUGACUAAACAGGUCCUGGAUUAUGAAAACACAAAGCAUUUUAAGUUGAAAAUUAAAGUCACGGAUAAUGGGACCGUACCUUUGAGCAGUGAGGCCAUAGUUUUUGUAAAUGUCACCGAUGUCAAUGACAACCCGCCAGACUUUGUCAGUCCCGGGUAUAAAGCCACACUAGAUGAAAUGGCAAAGUGUGGUCACAUAGUCAUCAAAAUCCAAGCUUCAGACCCCGACACUGGUGACAUAAAUGACCUCAAAUACAAAAUCCUCUCAGGGAACGAAGGCCGGUACUUCAAUAUCAACGAAUCCUCAGGGAUCAUCUCCUUCUCUAACGUCUGCAAGAGAAAUUUGGAUCCUCACUACAACCUGACUGUGGCGGUGUCUGAUGGAGUGUUUCAGAAAAUGGCACCGGUCAGUAUUGACAUGAUAAACAGCAACAGGCACAGUCCACACUUCAAGCAGAGCAUCUACGAGGCAGAGCUGGCUGAAAACGCCGAGGCAGGAACUCGUGUGAUCCGAUUAGCCGCGAUCGACCCCGACGACGGGCCGUACGGCAGUGUUGACUACACCAUCAUAAACAAGCUAGCGGAUGAGAAAUUUGCCAUUCACAAGGAUGGGCAGAUUGUCACAACUCAACCGCUGGACAGAGAGAACCCAACACAGAGAGUUAUAGCAAUCAAAGUGAUGGCCAAAGACGGUGGUGGAAAAGUGGCCUUCUGCACCGUCAAAAUUAUCCUCACAGACGAGAAUGACAACGUGCCUCAGUUCAAAGCAUCCGAAUACCAGGUUUCCAUCCAGUCAACUGUGAAUAAAGGCUCCCCGGUCAUUCAGAUCAUGGCUUACGAUGCAGAUGACGGCAAAAACGCAGAUGUCACUUACACGGUGGAUGAAGCAGAAGAGGUCACCGAAGACGUUAUCGAGAUCAACCCUUUCACUGGGGUCGUGAGUGUCAAAGAGAGCCUCGUUGGCAUGGAGAACAAGAUCUUUAAUUUCAAAGUCAAGGCUCGCGAUGGCAGCCUCCCGUUCUACAACUCUACAGUCCCUGUUCAGCUGAAAGUGGUUCCUCCUGAGGUCCCCCUCCCCAAGUUCUCCGAGCCUCUCUACACCUUCUCGGCUGCAGAGGAUGUUCCCAUCGGGACGGAGAUCGGCUCGGUCAGGGCGGACUCCGACAUGCCACUGAUUUACAGCCUGGUGAACGGCAACACGGUGGAAAGCAACAAGGACAGAGUGUUCAGCCUGGACCAAGAAAGUGGAACUUUGUUGCUCCAAAAGACCAUUGAUCAUGAAAAGACAAAGUGGUACCAGAUAGAUGUGAUCGCUCAGGGGAACCACAACGGGACCGAUGUGGCGUCACUGGUGUCCGUCAGUAUUCAGGUCCAAGAUGUCAACGACAACCAGCCGGUGUUUGAUGCGAGCCCAUACAGGGCUUUCCUGGCUGAAAACAUGCCUGCCGGGACCACUGUUAUCCAGGUUACUGCAAAUGACCCGGACACGGACACCAAUGGUCUGGUGACCUACAGCCUGGAGUCUCUGCCCGGUGACGCGGCGUUGGACAUCACUGAAGUGUUCUCCAUCGAGGGCGACAGCGGCUGGAUCACCACGGUCCGGGAGACGGACUGCGAGGCUAACAGGGUCUACAGGUUCAACGUGGUGGCCACGGACCACGGCGGCGACGCCAAGCUGUCGUCCAGCGUCCUGGUGGAGGUGAUGGUGACAGACGAGAACGACAACCCGCCCAAGUUCUCCGAGGACGUGUACCGCGGCUCGGUGGUGGAGAACAGCACCCCCUUCGAGCCCAUCGUCUCCAUGACGACCACGGACGCCGACGUGUCGCUGGAGAACCGCCUCGUGACGUGCUACAUCACAGACGGAGACCCUCUGGGCCAGUUUGCCAUCAUCCAGGAGGACGAGGGCGAGUGGGGCUUGAUUGUGAAGGAAAGUCUGGACCGAGAGACCAAAGACAGAUACACGUUAAGAGUCACGGCCACGGACGGGAAGUUCGAGGCGCCGAUCACCGUGGACGUCCACGUGCUGGACAUCAACGACAACAGUCCAGUGUGUGAGCAGCUGGUCUACACGGAGGUGGUGAUGGAGAACUCUCCCCCCGGGAUGUUCGUGCUGAAAGUGUCGGCGUCGGACCCGGACGUCGGCGCUAACGGACAGAUCUCGUUCACCCUCCACGGUCCAGACGCAGACAAGUUCCACCUGGAGCACAGGACAGGCGAGCUGUUCACUCUGGCCGUGCUGGACCGUGAGAAGGAGGUGGAGUUCAACCUGGUGGCGAAGGCGACGGACGGCGGCGGCCGCUCGUGCCAGGCCGACAUCCUGCUCAUGGUGCAGGACAUGAACGACAACCCUCCGCGCUUCUCGUCCAGCCACUACGAGGUCACCGUGUUCGACAACACCACGGUCCGCACGCCCGUCGCCGUCAUUUACGCCAAAGACCCAGACACAGGUAUAAACUCGGAGGUGAAGUACUCCCUCCUGACCGGCGACGACGGCUACUUCUCCCUGGACGAGUUUUCGGGGAUCCUGCGCCUGGAGCGACCUCUGAGCCCCGACACGCCGCCCACCUUCGAGCUGAAGGUGAAGGCCACCGACCGCGGCCUCCCCCGUCACCUCUACUCCGUCGCCACGGUGACGGUGGACGUGGUCUCCCUGGACGACUACCAGCCCGUCUUCCUGAGCUCGGAGUACACGGCCCAGGUCCCCGAGUCGGCGGCGGUCGGGUCGACGGUGCUCAGCGUCUCGGCGCUCACCAGAGACGGAGGAGGACCGGACCCCAUCGUGUACCGCGUCGUCUCCGGGAACGAGGACGGACGCUUCCUGCUGGACUCGCACACAGGCCUUCUGACCCUCGUCGCCCCGCUGGAUUUCGAAGUGUCCCGUGAGUACUACCUUUCCGUGGAGGGCAGUCGCGGCAAGUCGUCCCUCACCGACAUCACCAUGGUUAUCGUCAACGUGACGGACGUGAACGACAACGCCCCGGUGUUCGGACGGGGCGACUACAGCGGCGAGAUAUCGGAAGAUCUGACGCCCGGGAGCCUGGUGAUGAAGGUCACGGCCACCGAUCAGGACGGUCCCAUCAACAGCCUGUUGCGUUACUCCAUAGUGAGUGGAGACCUCCAGCAGCAGUUCUCCAUCCACCCUCGCAGCGGUGAGAUCACGAUCCGCACGGCCCUGGACAGGGAGGAGAUCCCUCAUUACUCUCUGACGGUGCAGGCGGCCGACGAAGGACGUCCUCCUCUGUCCUCAGCGGUUGUCAUCACCAUCUCCGUCACAGAUGUCAACGACAACCCGCCCGUCUUCUCCCAGAUCAACCACAGUCUGCUGCUGCAGGAGGGCGAGUCGGUCGGCAGCACCAUCCUCCAGCUCGUGGUCACGGACAAAGACACGCCCAAGAACGGUCCGCCCUUCUCCUUCCACAUCGUCAGCGGCAACGAGGGCCGCCGUUUCCACGUCGACCAGGGCGGCCUCCUGACGCUCCAGGCUCCACUCAGGAAGAAGGUCAAACCACAGCAUCAGCUCAAGAUACAGGUGACAGACAGCGGCCACCCUCCCCUGUCCUCCAUCUGCGUGGUCAACAUCAACGUCACCGAGCAGAGCAAGUAUCCUCCCUCUGUGGUGCCCUUGGAGGUCUUCAUCACCACCUCCGGAGGACUGUUUGCAAACCGGGUCAUCGGCAGGCUCCACGCCACGGACCAGGACCUGCAGGACGUCCUCGCCUACAAUCUGGUGUCAGAAAACCCCGACGGGAAACGGUUCUCCAUUGACGUAGCUGAUGGUAAAAUCUGGGCCGACGAGAACCUGGAGGAGGGUUCGUACGCGCUCAACGUUAGCGUGAGUGACGGGAAGUUCAUCGUCUGGACCGGGGUCAAAGUUCACGUCUGGCCGGCGAGCCAGAGAGCGCUGGACUCCGGUCUGACGCUGCAGGUGGACGGAAUGUCGCCGGAGGCGUUUCUGGGCGAUCACUGGAGAGGCCUUCAGCGUAGCCUGGGAGACGCUCUGGGUUUACCCCGACAGGAGCUUCACCUGGCCAGCCUGCAGCAGAUACCCAGCACCCAGGUCCUGGAGGCCCUGCUGGUCUGGAGACCUCAGAGCGGACGUGUCCAGUCCUUUCCAACCAGCCGACUGGCAGGGAUCAUAUCAAAGAUCGAGUACGAUCUGGGUCUCAGCAUCCUCAGGAUGAGCCACAACGGCUGCCUGGGUACCGGCUGUCCGCCGCGAGGAUGCAGGAACGCUGUGCGGCUGUCAGGAGAGCGACUGAGCCAUUUCACCACAGCCAGAGCCGGUUUCAUCACCCCUCAACACACCUGGGAGAGCGUCUGCCCCUGUAACGAUUCUGCUCUGAGCUUUGACGAGAAGUCCUACCUGAAGUAUCUCCACGAGAUGGACGAGGACAGCCAAGAGUUCAAACUGUCACUGAGGUUCAAGACCUUCAAGCCGCAGGGCCUCAUCAUGUCCACCAACAACACCAAUGACUUUGGGGUUUUACAGCUGACCAAUGGGGAGCUCCAGUUCAGUUACAGAUGUGGGAACACCUCCCCGGGCUCUUUGCUGAUCAGAUCUCACCCGGUGUCAAACGGCGGCUGGCACAGCGUCCUGCUGGAGGUCAACGCCACGUUCCUGAGGCUGACCGUGGACCAGCAGCGUCCGGCCUCCGUGGCCCUCAGCGAGUCGUGCCGGAUGAUGCGCUCCCACGGCGCUUUGCUCUUCGCCUCCCUGGCUCAGGACGCGGACGUCCACAAGCGCCCGAGCUACUUCACCGGCUGCCUGGAGGGUCUGGAGCUCAACGGGGAGGCGAUCAGAGCGGACGGCGACGCGGCGGCGGAGUGGGCGGGGUCAGGGAGCCGGCGGGUGUUUGGGGUGUACCAGUGCUGCAGUAAAGCUGGAGCCUGCGACAGCAGCCCCUGUCAGAACGGAGGGACCUGUGAGGAGGUCGCUAACGGAGAGCUGCGCUGCAGGUGUGCAGGACUCUUCCACGGCAGCCGAUGCGAGCUGGCCAACCCGUGCGCCUCUCAGUCAUGUGCCGACGGCAGAGUGUGCGUACCCAAGGGUGAAGGCUACAUGUGCAACUGCUCGCAGGAGAACCCCCAAGCAAGGUGCCAUAAUAUGCUUGAAGAUUGUUCUCCCAGUUCAUGUCCGAGAGGGUUCGACUGUAAAGUGACUGAUGGCUCCAUCCACUGUGACUCGCUACCUCUGGUGUCGCCAUUGAUCGGCCACAUAGAAAUCAUGGAGAUCGCUGCGAGUGUGCUCGGGUUGCUCUUCUUAGUUGGCAUCUUCGUUUGUGUCAGGAAACGAUACGUUCAGAACAAGAAGAAGAAGCCAGUUUGUGUCCAGGACUCCAAUGGCUACUUCCAGCCGAGCCUGGCCAAGGGUCUGAAAGCCGACUCCCAGGAGGUCAACCCCAUCGAGAUGAGCUCCCUGGUCAGCCCCACCAACGACCUGGACCACACCCCCUUCAGGUCCCUCCGGCCGCGCAGCCACAUCGGUUCGUCCGGAGGCCGGUCGCCGAAGACGCAGGGGCCCGUCGUGUGCAGCGUGGCCCCCAACCUCCCGGCCAGGCCGCCGUCGAGCUCCGACAACGACUCCAUCAGGAAGAACCACUGGGACAUGGACUAUGAAGUCUACCCGGCCGACCCCGACUACUACGGCCGCCCGGCCAUCAAGGAGUUCCCCCAGUUCGACAUCGUGGAGGACACUUACUCCACCUCCACCGUGGACUCCCGGAGAAACUCCCGGUUCGGCGGGUUCCCGUUCCCCCUGGACCGCUGCGACCGGCGCGCCCCCCUGCCCCCGUGUUACAGCAACCAGAACCUGGACGACUUCCUGGGCCCGGACGGCCUGCCCCUCCCCAGCUCCCAGUGCCCCAACGAGUACACGGCCAUCAGCUACUACCCGACCCAGCACGCCCGCAGCCUGGACAACGUGUCCGGGGGCUACAAGAGACUCAGCAUGCGGCUGAGCGUGGCCAUGCCGUCGUACGCGGAGCAGGCCAGUCCGCCGCUGCCCCCGCCGCCCCCGAACCCGGCCCAGCCUCAGACCAGACCGGCGGGACACAACCCGCGCAGCUACGACGGCUCCAGCAUGGUGGAGAGCGACUACGGGAGCUGUGAGGAGGUCAUGUUUUAGGUUUUCCAGGGUUUUAGUUUCUUCAAGGAACCGGAAGAAUUGUGAGAACGUCCUUCCUGCGUCAGACGAGUGAAACGAUUAAAAGUCUGAAUCCUUUCGUUUCCAACGACGGAGACGACGUCUUUGGUUUGUUUUGACUUUUUUAAAAGUGGUUUCGUCUCGUUGUGCCGGACUAGAUGGAGGCGGUGCUGCUUCAGGACGACGCUCCACGACGGAAGAAAAAGAGCACGUGUGUUUUUUUUUUUUUCCUCGUUGAACUUGUUCGGGUUGUGGAAUCAUGAACAGUAUUAGUGACUCGUCUGUGAACUGUUUCAAAGUCGGACCAGGGCUCGAGAAGAAGUCUUUUUUUUUUUUUUUUUAUUUCAAGUCCGUCUAUGAGAAACUUUCAAAGCGUUUUCAAUCAGCUUUACAUCCCCUGCAUUUCAGCACAUGCGUCCAACAACAACAACUAAAAAAAAGAGUCUAUGAAAUCAGAUUUGGUCCUGAAACAUUCGGCGUUAACGUCGUCCCGCUUAUUUCAAACAUCAAGAAACGUAUUAAAAGAGACAUUUCAUGCAGGAGAAACUUUUCUUUAGUCUUCUUACCGUUGCUGUUGUUUAUUCUUGGUGUCUGUGACUUGUGAUGAUGAAGAGGCUGGAUCCUCGUUAGAAUAAAAAAAAAAAAAAGAUGAAAGCCAUAAAUGUUAUUUGUGAAGUAGAUGUUACACUAAUACUGUAAAAAGAUUUAAAACGCCUCCACCGUCGUUACAGUAUUUCCUUUAACUGUUUGAUCCCGUCUCCUCCUCCGCCUCCUUCCUGCCGUGGUUUUGUCUACACAGCCAUUUUAAAUGGUGUGAAUUUACCAACACUGGGACGAGUCGUGUCCUGAGCAGAAUAUUAAAACGUGAAUGUGAACAGCAGCUUCGAGAAAUGAGCCGCAAUUAUCUCAAUUAAAUUCUUCUUUCACUCGUUAAUCGACAUCAAUUCAAACAAAUCUUCUGAUUAAUUAAAAAUGAUGCAGAUCACAGUUUCACAAAAACAUAAAAAUAUACUUGUUUUAUUGAAGUUUGCUUUCAAACUGUAAAUGAAAACUGAAAAAAAAAUAAAGUGAAGAGAAGCAGAGUCAAUAUUUGACCUAAUUUUCUUUCUACUGACAUGAUUUGAAAAAAAUAAAAGUGCAACAAGUGAAAAAACUGAAAGAAAAACAUGUGUUUCCCUUAAAUGAACCUGAAAGUAUCAAACGUUUCCUCCUUUAGUUUCUUUCUGGUUUCUUUUUUCAUCUAUUAAAUGAUAAAAAAAAAAAUUAAAAAUGGUACAAUUAUCAAUAAAUCAAUUAACAGACACAUUUCUUUUUUUUUUACUAUUAUGAUGAAACACAAAUUAAAAGCAAAUUAACGCAGCAGCAAUAAUCGCAUUACUUCACAAAAUGUUCAACUAAAACAUUUCAUCCGUGUGUUUUUCUAAUUAAUUGCACCUUUUUUAUAUAUAUAUUGUUAGUUUUUUUCCAGUAAAUUGAGUGAAUGUUAAACCUGCAUGGAUCAGCUGAAUUUUGGAGGAAAUAAACGAGACUCGAGAACCAGAUAUUUGCUGUAACGCUGACGUUAUUGACAGACGUGAGGCUGGAUGUCUGUCAACAAAAAGAAAUGAUGAUAAGAAUGUUUCAUUCAUUUUUUAAACCCCUGACGUCCGUCCAACAUAAUGGCCCCAAUCACAGCUCCCCGCUGGGUUUCUCUGCCGUCCUGCUGAGCAGCUGCUGAGUUUUAUGAAUAAAGAAACGGAGACGGAUUAAAACCUGAAAGCUUCUCCUCCCGACGCAUUAAUUAAGACGUAUGACUUCCCAGAGUGCGUCAUCGAGUCUUAUCUGCGACGCCUAAAACUCCCCACCAGGAUAUUUUGAACAUUUUUUUUUUUUUUUUUUUACCUAGAGUUGAAGGAGAACCUCUUUUAAAUAUGUGUGUUUAGCUUAGCCUAGCGUAGCUUAGCAUAGUUAGCAGCAGCUGAAACUGUGAGGUCUGGAUGCAACAGCUUAAAUACAUUUACCGCUGUUUGAUCCACAAUAUCUCACAUAAUGUGCAUAAACUGUUGGACCGAUGCUAAGCUAGCAGCUAACACCCUGUUAUCAUUAGUCUCCGUUCCUGCUCUUCAAUGACUUGCUACACCAAUGACUUUUUUUUUUUGUUUUUUUUUUGUAUUUCUAUCACUGGUGGUUUGACUGUGACUGUUGUUUGUACAAAAGAGUUGUGUAUAAUCUAUAGGUGUCGUGUUGUACAUAAUGUCCGUGCGUUGCUGUUGUUGUUGGAACAAAAAAAAUAUGAAUAACUUGAAUGUAAGUUACAUCCAUAGUUUAUUUUUGUAUCAAUGUGGGCCUCCCCAUGUUUUGCUCGGUUGUCGUCUCCGUUUAUGAGAGAUUUUUAUUGAGAUGCCCUGUUUCUAUUUGUUUCCCAACAUUGUAAAGAGAAUAAGAAUAAAGAUAUUAUCUUGUAUAAACAUUA
This is a messenger RNA of Mugil cephalus (flathead mullet), 15874 nucleotides long. It is a transcript of the gene fat2, whose product is annotated as FAT atypical cadherin 2. The transcript is spliced from 29 exons. The coding region runs from base 298 to 13404 and encodes 4368 amino acids. Gene Ontology annotation, molecular function: calcium ion binding. NCBI's taxonomy places the organism in Eukaryota, Metazoa, Chordata, Actinopteri, Mugiliformes, Mugilidae. The record is from RefSeq and is a predicted model, not a curated record. Gene Ontology annotation, cellular component: plasma membrane. Gene Ontology annotation, biological process: homophilic cell-cell adhesion.